AUGAAGUCCUGGAGCCUGGAGGCUACAUAUGUCUUGAAACCCAAAAACCCUCCAAAACCCCACCAACCUUCUCGAAACACCCCCAACCCAAAUAUCCUCAUCCUGUUACAAGCUCUGCUGCAGAUGAUGGUAAUGGCGGCUGCCACGACAACCGCUUCACAUCUUACUUCAUUUCUUUCCACCCCAGAAUUUUGUGGCCUAUCUCGGAGCUUACAAGGGCCACAGAGACAGAGACGGUGUACUAGUAGAUCUGUUCAUCGGAAAAUAUCAGCCAGCGUUAAUCUGAAACCUCCUCCUUAUCCACUGCAUGCUCUAGAACCGCAUAUGAGCAAAGAGACAUUGGAGUACCAUUGGGGAAAACACCACAGAGCUUAUGUCGACAACCUGAACAAACAAAUUGAAGGAACCGAACUAGAUGAAAUGACAUUAGAAAGCAUAAUAUCGACUUCAUAUAACAAAGGCGAUGUUCUUCCAGCCUUCAACAAUGCUGCACAGGUAUGGAACCACGAAUUCUUCUGGGAGUCCAUGAAACCUAAUGGUGGUGGAAAGCCUUGUGGAGAACUUUUAGCAUUAAUAAACAGAGAUUUUGGUUCGUUUGGAGGCCUAAUCAAUGAGUUUAAAUCAGCUGCCACUACUCAGUUUGGUUCUGGUUGGGCUUGGCUUGUUUAUAAAGAGCAUAAACUUGACAUACCAAAUGCUAGAAAUCCACGUCCAUCAGAGGAAGAUAAGAAGCUUGUUGUGGUAAAGAGCCCAAAUGCAGUUAAUCCUCUUGUUUGGGAGUAUCAUCCUCUCCUUGCCAUAGAUGUCUGGGAGCAUGCAUACUACCUUGACUUUGAGAACCGUAGGCCAGAUUAUAUAUCAGUGUUCCUUGAUAAGCUUGUAUCAUGGGAAACAGUGAGUUUGAGGCUUGAAGCAGCAAAGGUUUUGGUUGCAGAGAGAGAAAAGGAGAUGGCAGAAAUAGAUGCGGUUGAUGAUGUGGACACGGGAGAGCCCGAGGAUACAGAUAAUAUGUACUUUGGAAGUGACCCUGAGGAGUUUUUGGAUGAUGAAUGAUUAUUUGAUAGUAUCAUUGUUGUUUAACUUGCUUGAUGUUUGUAAUGCUAGCAUAUAAUGAAAUGUAUUAGAUGUUAUGAUUAGUAAAAAAUCAUGAGUAGGUUGCUAUUAUGGGUUAAAAAUGCAACGA
Lactuca virosa is the source of this 1183-nucleotide messenger RNA. Lineage: Eukaryota; Viridiplantae; Streptophyta; Magnoliopsida; Asterales; Asteraceae. The record is from the annotation of a GenBank genome assembly.